AUGUCUGUACAAUCAUCAAAUCCGCCUAAACGGAAAGAGAUUUAUAAAUAUGAAGCGCCAUGGAUGGUGUAUGGAAUGAAUUGGUCUAUAAGACCAGACAAACGUUUUCGUUUAGCUCUUGGCUCAUUUGUUGAAGAAUAUAAUAACAAGGUUCAAAUCGUUUCAUUAGAUGAAGAAACAUCUGAAUUUAUACCACGUUCAAUAUUUGAACAUCCGUACCCAACAACAAAACUUAUGUGGAUUCCAGAUACGAAAGGAGUUUUUCCAGACUUAUUAGCGACAAGUGGUGAUUAUUUGAGAGUAUGGCGUACAAGUGACAAUGAAACCAGACUGGAAUGUUUAUUGAACAAUAACAAGAACUCUGAUUUUUGUGCACCAUUAACAUCAUUCGAUUGGAACGAAGUUGAUCCUAAUCUCAUUGGAACGUCAAGUAUUGAUACGACGUGUACAAUAUGGGGACUAGAGACUGGACAAGUUAUCGGUCGUGUUAAUCCUGUAAGUGGCCAUGUUCGCACACAAUUGAUAGCACAUGACAAAGAAGUGUAUGAUAUAGCAUUUAGUCGUGGCGGAGGUGGCCGAGAUAUGUUUGCAUCGGUCGGUGCUGAUGGUUCUGUUCGCAUGUUUGAUUUAAGACAUCUUGAACAUUCUACAAUAAUUUAUGAGGAUCCUGCUCAUCAUUCACUAUUAAGACUAGCAUGGAAUAAACAAGAUCCAAAUUAUUUAGCAACAUUUGCUAUUGAUUCAAUGGAAGUGAUUAUACUAGAUGUAAGAAUUCCGUGUACACCCGUUGCACGUUUGAAUAAUCAUCGUUCAUGUGUCAAUGGCAUUGCCUGGGCACCACAUAGUGCGUGUCAUAUUUGUACGGCGGGAGAUGAUCGUCAAGCAUUAAUAUGGGAUAUUCAACAAAUGCCACGUCAAAUAGAAGAUCCGAUAUUAGCCUAUUCAGCCGAAGGUGAAAUUAAUCAAGUUCAAUGGAGUUCAACUCAACCAGAUUGGAUUGCCAUUUGUUUUAACAAUUAUCUUGAAAUACUUCGAGGAAAAGGUCUCGGUAAAGGUGGUGCAAAACGUCAUCGAAAAGUAUUACGUGAUAAUAUUCAAGGUAUUACAAAACCGGCUAUUCGUCGAUUAGCGCGUCGUGGUGGUGUUAAACGUAUAUCGGGUUUGAUAUAUGAAGAAGUUCGAGGUGUAUUAAAAAUAUUUUUGGAAAAUGUUAUACGUGAUGCUGUUACAUACACUGAACAUGCCAAACGAAAAACAGUCACAGCAAUGGACGUCGUUUAUGCAUUAAAACGUCAAGGACGAACAUUAUACGGUUUUGGUGGUUAA
This is a messenger RNA of Didymodactylos carnosus, 1326 nucleotides long. The record is from the annotation of a GenBank genome assembly. Lineage: Eukaryota; Metazoa; Rotifera; Eurotatoria; Philodinida; Philodinidae.